Molecule: messenger RNA, 2085 nt
Organism: Exserohilum turcica Et28A
Lineage: Eukaryota; Fungi; Ascomycota; Dothideomycetes; Pleosporales; Pleosporaceae
Exons: 1
Coding region: 1-2085 (694 amino acids)
Cellular component (GO): membrane
Source: RefSeq, a predicted model, not a curated record
AUGACGUCCUCAGCGGCCGGCUCCAUCGCCUUCUUCGUCGUUUCACUGCUCUUCAUAUCCGCCCUCGUCCUGCUGCUCCUGCGCUACUACCUCCCGCUUCGCUCCACGCCCGCAUACGUUGUCCUGCCCGUGUUCCUCGCCAUAGCCCUGCCCGCCAGCAUCAUCGUGCUUCUUCCCAUUGAUCUCGCCAGCAGCGCGGGGCUCGAUACCACCGACGGCGCAAGGGGAAUAUGGCUGAAGGAGACGGUGGUAUACAAGGCAUGGCGCGUCAUAUACUGGCUCACGUUUGCCUUGACCUGGGCCAUUCUGCCCAUGCUCGGUGAGUACUGCGACAGCGGAUACAGGGAGCCCAAGGCUAGGCUACAGUAUGCGCUUCGGAGCAACGGACGAUACUGGCUCAUCUUGUCCGCGUGCAGUAUUGUUGGUUCAAUCUACUUGAUUUGGUGGAACGGCUUCGAGGCCGAUACGUUCAAGAGCUUGGUCAUGGCCCUUGCAUAUGCCUGGGGUCUCAUAUUGGGCAUUUAUCUCAUGGGCCAUGGGCUCGUCGCAUUCCCGAGGAGCCUGUUUCGCUACGCGAGCGUCAGCGAACGACUAAAAAGAAUACAAGGCCAGGCGCCCAAGGUCCACGAAAAGCUGGCCGAGGCACUGGAGAAGCUGGAUCAGUAUGAAUACCAGGUUGUGCAGCUCAAGCAGAGGAAGAAUGGCAUCACCAGGGACUUCCAAGAAUGGAUUGAUGAGUUGGCGGAGACGAGCAAUCUGCCCGAGAAUCGCGCAACUGCCGUAGGGCGCACGGGCGUGACGACGAUUCCACCAGUCAUCACGGAGCGAUACCUUGCCGAAUUGACAAGGAAGCUGAAGCGCGCGCGGCAUGCAAAGUGUCGAUUUGAGAACGAAUGGGACCACAUUGUACGAAAAGCAGUCCGGACACAGGCCAUUCUUGAUUCCAAGGCGAGCAAGCAUCUCGAAUUCAAGGGCGCAGCUGUGUCGUCCCACAGAGGCCCGCUUGAUCGCAUUACCAUCCUCACCCCCUUCACCCGGUACCACCUCCACGUUCAUGUCAUCCCUACAUUGACAUAUAUCUCAUGGGCCAUGGCGAUCCUGGCCUCGAUAUCUAUUGUCUGGUCAGAAUGCGUUCGCGAAGCUCAGGAUCUUGGUGGCCCAAAACUCUCCGUCAUUGGCUGGUCAGUCGUCCACCGCCGUGCCAGCGGCCGCUCGUCUGUUGGUUUCAGAAGUCAGAUUAUCGCCGCUGCUUGGCUAUGCUACAUGUGUAUUUGCGCCUUCUACAGCCUUACCGAAGUCAAAAUCUGGGGCAACAGAGCACUUGUGCGGCGAAAUACCUAUCAGGAGAGUGCGACGUGGUACGGCCUCCAGGUUGCAAAGCUUACCGUACCUCUGAGCUACAACUUUUUGACCAUGACGGACAAGAACAUUUGGAAAGGCACCAGGUUUUACAAGUUCCUCGGUCGUCUCAUCGUUCUGUCGCCACUCGGUGAGAAUUUUAGUGCCUUCUUCCCCAUCUUCAUCUUAGUGCCAGUGUUCGCGACGGCGUUUGGUCUGUACGGGAAAGUGAAGAGCAUUUGUGGCUUUGGUGAUCUUUUGGACGACGAAGAAGAUGGACCGACUGCAGGCACUGGCUCCUGGCGCGAAGGCCGCGCAUUGAUUGCACGCGAGAUUCAGGGUGCGAGUGGAAACGUCCUAGGUCUUUCACAGCGCACAACAUCACCGCCGACCGAACGUUACACAGACACACCGGUGCCUUCGACAUCCAGUCAUACCACUUCAGCAGCAGCCGCCAGCGCCGGUCCAAGCAGUACCACGCGAUCUUCAGCUCCCCGAUCCGAGCACAGGCGACCUCUGUUAGACGACGACGAAGGUGACGGCAAUUUCUUCGAAAACUUUGCGUCAAGAGUGAAAAACACUUUCGAAACCAACGACUUCUCCUUUACCCGGCCGAAAUGGCUCGGUGGCGACGACGAAGCCGAAGCUGGAAGUGGUAGACGCCAGACUGAUAGAAGUGAUGGCGAUCGAAAUGGCUUCUUGAGUCUGUUCGGUGGCAGAGCAGACGAAGGGAGAGUAAGAUUGUAA